Messenger RNA from Syngnathus typhle (broad-nosed pipefish), 1887 nucleotides. RefSeq names its product amphoterin-induced protein 3-like. Gene Ontology annotation, molecular function: protein binding. The record is from RefSeq and is a predicted model, not a curated record. The transcript has 2 exons. Bases 412 to 1797 code for a protein of 461 amino acids. Lineage: Eukaryota; Metazoa; Chordata; Actinopteri; Syngnathiformes; Syngnathidae.
AUCAAGUCGGAGGACCUUAAACUUGAAGCUGAGAAAUCAGGCGGGAGAAAUGAAUUAGUUCCUUCACCGCCUCGGGAUUGAGGCUCAGAGAAGCAGAUAAAAAUUAAACACCGACAUUUGUUGACUUUCACGAAGGGGAUGCUAUUUCAUCAAAGACUGUGCUGAGUUGGACUUUCAUGUCAAUUGACAGUUUAUUUUCCAAGUCAUGGUUCUGUUUCUUUUUUUUUUCCCUCCUAUUACAUGCGGGAUUAAGUGAGGACAAACUGCUCGCAUUUCAACUUUUUGACCUUUCAUUAAGUUUCCUCCUUUUAAAACUUGCGAGAAGUCAUCCGAUGCCGACUGAGAAGACAAGUUCACCUUUAAGGGAAAUUUGGAAGAAUUUCAAACCUGCAAGACUUUGGCUGUAGAAACAUGAUCGCCAGAAUCAAUCGCAUCAUCCUCAUCCUGGUGCUCCUCUGCCUCCUCCCCCCAAGUAAGGAGACCUGCCCUUCUAUGUGUCUUUGCACGUCCGACACAGUGAGCUGCAGCUCCAGCGGUCUCAACAAGAUACCCAAGUCACUGCCCUCGUUCGCCAACACGCUUGAUCUCAGUCACAACCAAAUGUCCUGGCUGGGUCCGGGCAGCUUCAGCAGAAUGUCCAAACUGGAAAACCUCUGGAUGGCCCACAACCAGAUCAGCAGCCUGGCCAACGGGGCAUUUGAGAAUGCCUCGAGCCUACGAUAUCUAGACUUGUCCUCCAACAAGCUCCAAACGGUGGCGCAGCACUAUUUUGAGGGACUGUGGAAGCUGGAGGAGCUCAUUCUCUUUAACAAUAAAAUCACAAAGGUAGAAGCCGGCACGCUGAUGGGUCUGAGCAGCUUGAAAAAGGCGUACUUCAGCCUCAACCGGAUCACGCAUUUCCCCUUCUUCACCAUCCAAGACCAUAGUCACCCUUUUCUGGCCAUGCUGGAUCUCUCAUCCAACCUUAUGACUCAUCUGCCAUGGCAGGAUGUGAAAGCAUUGCCCAGGUUGGUGCAGCGGGGGCUCUACCUUCACAACAACUCCCUUAUUUGCGACUGCUCCAUGUACAGCAUGUUCUGGCACUGGGAUCUCCGAGGGUACGCCUCCCUAAGGGAAUUCACGGACGAACACACUUGCACCAUCUAUGGGGAACCCCGAGCAUCUAUCCGGUUCCUUCGACAAAAUCGCUUUUUCAACAACUGCAGCGUGGAAAAAGCCGUGUCGCUUCCGGUGACCGUGCUCCUCUCCAAGGUUUUGGUUUCCGAGGGUCAACGGCUGCGUCUGGACUGCCAAACAUCCUUGAGUAGCGCCAAUCUCUCAUUUACGUGGUUUUCACCCAGCCAGGGCUACAUCACUCUGUACAACAUUGAUGACGCACUCAUGAGCAUGUUUGCCAAUGGUACUUUGGAGAUCCGAGCAGCCAAGGUCAACGACUCAGGCCUGUAUGUGUGUACAGCAGUGGAUGGUAAAGAGGCCCUGAACGCAACCAGAGAAAUAAACGUCACGGUGCUCUUGCCUGAAGUGGGGUCCUUCAGCACGGGUUACACAACGUUGCUGGGCUGUGUGGUGACGAUGGUCCUCAUCCUCGUAUACCUCUACCUUACCCCGUGCCGAUGCAGCUGCUGCAAGCAGCCCAACCCUCCGGUCAUCCCCGUUGCAACAUACGAACCGGAGAAUUCGAUGCCCGUUUUCUCCUCUUGCACAGCAGACAGAGGGAAAAGCCACCCUAACAAGCAUGUGGCAUUCAUGCAGCCGAUGCUGAGUGAAGAAGAACCUGAAUGGACACAUGAAAGCUGAUUCCAGAACAAAAACAGAGGCCAUCAAAGUCACCUUCUUUUUCCUGGAUGUCACCUGCUGUUAACAAGCAUAAAAGUUCCUUCUGCUUUG